AUGAAUACUAAAUUAGAGACUAUACCUGUACUUUAAGAGAAAUGUAAAUUUCAUUAAAAUGAAUAAGCUAAUUUAAUUUGUCUUACAGCAUCAUGUUUAAAUUAAGGAUUUUUCUGUUUUUAAUGUAAGAAUCAUCAUGAAGGUCAUAAUGUAAUAUAGGGAAUAGAAUUCUUUGACUCAUUAAAAUAAUUAGUAUAAUAUGAUGGUUCAUAGAAAUCAUCAAAUAAUGUGAAUUAAGUGUCAGCAAGAAUAGUAACAGCUAUGUUGACAACAAUUGAUGAAUUAGAAGCAUUAAAUUAAUACUUUUCUGAAACACUUGGAUAGAUUAGAUUAUAAUUUGAGAAAUAUUGUCAAAUAUCAAAUGAUGUGAAUGUGAUAAAUAACUUUUUGAUUUUCUCUUAAAAAGAAACAAUAGAACCUUAAUAAUUCAAGGAUAAAUUUGAAGAAUGUUUAAAAAGACUCUGUCUUAAAUUAUAAAAAUUACACAUAAAAUCUACAGUAACAUGUUAAUCUAAUUCAUUAUUUUUACCAGAUGAGAGAUUAUUUUAGGAAUAUUUAGAACCUCUAAUAUCAACAUUGAAAGGAAUAAAAUUAUAAGCUGAAUCUAGUUUUACUAAACCACUUUAUUAUAAUAAAUUAGAUUUGAAUUUUAAAAAUGGAUUAAUGCCUUUAGUCAAUUCAUUUUUUGAACCUGUUAUAUUUGAGACAGAUUAACCAAAGGAGGAAGAUAAAGUGUUGGAGAGGUUAUGGAUAGAUAAGAAUGAAACAAUGAGGAAAAUGUUGAUGAUGAAAUAGCGUACAAAGGAAGAAUAAGUUAUUGAAGAUGAACCAUAUUCAUAUGGAAAUGGAAGAUUGGAAAAAGUAUUUGCUGUAGCUGGAUCUAAAGUUUGGUUUUUAGAUUUUAUUUAUAGUAAAUUUAAACCAACUUCUAAAAAUUCAAAAAUUGAACCAAAAUAAGCAUGUAUAAUAUGUAAAUGUCAUCAGAAAUUUGCUAGAAUAAAUGAAUUCUUGAAUUGUAAAUAUGGGGAUCUAUAUGGACCAUAUCAUUUAGAGGCUAGAUUAUUGGAUAAUUUCAAGAUGGCUUUUGAUAAAAGAACUAAUAAGGAGUACUUGAUUGAUAGAGGAGGUCUUUAUUUUCAUGAUCUUUGUGUAUAUUGGUCAUCAUUGGUUGAAUAUGAUGAGAAGAAAGGAACUAUAGAUUUUGAAUCCUUAUAAGAAGCAGUAAAAAUAUCAUAAGAGACUUAUUGUUAUUUAUGUAAAAGGAAAGGACCUACAUUGAAAUGUAAUAAUGAAAAUUGUUAGAUUUGGAUACAUUAUUAUUGUUGGAAGGAAUUGGAACCAUCUUAAUAAUACUUGGAUAAUUAGAAAUUUAGAAUGUUAUGUUAUUAACAUGUACCAGCAAAGUAUCGUAAACCAGUAUGGGCUUCUUAGAAUUUAUUAUUAGAUGAUUAAUAAUUGGAGAAAAGGGAAUUUAAGGAAUUUAGAUAAAGUUAGUUUGUUAAAUUUACAUAUUAAGAAGCAGGAUAAUCAAGAUAUAUAUAAAAAUUAGAAUAAUAGGCUACAAAAUAAUAAUUUGAGGAAUGA
Messenger RNA from Paramecium pentaurelia, 1584 nucleotides. NCBI's taxonomy places the organism in Eukaryota, Ciliophora, Oligohymenophorea, Peniculida, Parameciidae. The record is from the annotation of a GenBank genome assembly.